Saccostrea echinata is the source of this 501-nucleotide messenger RNA. Its product is annotated as cytochrome b-c1 complex subunit 7-like. Bases 76 to 408 code for a protein of 110 amino acids. Gene Ontology annotation, biological process: mitochondrial electron transport, ubiquinol to cytochrome c. The transcript is spliced from 4 exons. The record is from RefSeq and is a predicted model, not a curated record. Lineage: Eukaryota; Metazoa; Mollusca; Bivalvia; Ostreida; Ostreidae.
UCGGUGUUCUCUCCUUCCAAUAACAAGGUCGUUCCGACGUUGUUUUGACGGUGUGGUGGCUUUUUCCGCUCCAAAAUGGCUGGGGCAGCGGCUAAGAAAGGAAGCCUUAUGUACAAAAUACAGAGGUUUUGUUAUUACAAGUCAUAUUUUCCUUCCCUUGGUUUAUGGAGAGAUGACAUGAGAAGAGAGAGUGCCGUCCUAAGAGAAGCAUUGACAAGGCUUCCCAGGGCUGAUUUAGAGGCCAGGAAUUUUAGGAUUGCCAGAGCUGUUGUGUUAAAUAAUGCUAAAAUGACGUUACCAAGAGAUCAGUGGACAGAAUUAGAUGAUGAUAGACUUUACCUUGACCCAAUUAUAAAGAAAAUUGAGAAAGAAAUCAAGGAAAAAGAGGAUUAUGCCAAGUCUAGAUGAUGUCCAUGUGGGAUGAACAUUGUGAAAAUUACAUUCAGUGAUACUGGUACAUUUAUAUUAAAACAUUUGUACUGAAUAAAAGAGAUCCGUAAA